This is a messenger RNA of Lampris incognitus (smalleye Pacific opah), 4021 nucleotides long. RefSeq names its product zinc finger protein 236-like. Bases 326 to 3928 code for a protein of 1200 amino acids. NCBI's taxonomy places the organism in Eukaryota, Metazoa, Chordata, Actinopteri, Lampriformes, Lampridae. The transcript is spliced from 10 exons. The record is from RefSeq and is a predicted model, not a curated record.
AUGCGGUGGCGUUUUUGAUAAUUUCAUAUGCGCAGAGCAUCAAAAUACGCCUUUUUUUAAAAUUUAGUUGUCUUCGCGGCGACAGGAAGCCAGCAUAGCAAAAUAGCAUUUUAGCGGUUGCUUUUGAAAUUAAGUCGAUAAGGACGUCUGCACUACACCCGGAAGUAAACGGAAGCGUCGAUGAGAGAAGAAAUUUCAAUUUCAAAAAGCAUGUCCCAGCUGGUGGUUGUUUUUUCCUUUUUCGGGUUCCUGGUGUGACCAUCCGAGGCUACCAAUUUGGACUGAAUCACAUCUCCGUCUGGAGACACAGCCAGAAACUGACAUCAUGGCCAAUUAUGUCAAUAUCCACACUCAGCUGGCCUCCAUUAUGGAGGUUUUAGCAAACGCUGCCGUGGCAGAGAUCUGCCAGCUUGUCGACGAUGGUUAUGCGACGCUGAGGCUUGAAAUAUCCAGAACCCAGCGAGAAAACUUGGCUCUUAAAAGCAAACUUCGGCUGAUGGAAGUCCGUUCACGCGAGCAAUACGCCAAAAGAAAUGUCAAUCCACCCCCUGUAGUGACUUGUACAAGGAAAGAUCCCCAAGUUGGUGAAGGGCAUCUAACCAGUGGAGAAAGAAAUCUAAAGUCAACCAUUGUGGGGACUACUGGCUCUCAGUUGUUGUCAGUAGGUUUGUCAGAGACCCCAGUGGAACCUGACGUGGUGCUGAUCAAGGAGGAGAGGCUUGAAGAUGAACCAGUCAGCUGCAGCUCGCUAGAAGACCAGCGGAGGACUCCUAGUUGCAUUGCUGGACUUUCGACUUUUACUAAUGAGAAUGACCACCACCUUAUCGUCGAAUCAUCCCUGAACCUCAAUGAAAAGGAAGUGCCCAGAAUCAGCCUUUCAGGUCAAUAUGAAGUGGAAGACUUUACUGAACCUGGACCUCAGCAAGUACAAGAAUGUAAUGAGGAGAGUCCCAACAAUCUGAAGCCCCAACAAGGUGACAGUGGAUACAGUUCCCGUGACUGGCAUACACAGCACUCCGAUCGCAACCUUGACUUGGCAACAGGAAGCAUGGGUCCAAACAGAGCUAAGGAAAUGACAGACUUGUCGUCUUCUCAGACAGAAGAAGCCAAAGACAGGGAUGAUGGGGGUUCAUGUGGUUCUUGCUUGGUGGGUGUUGCUGCAGGACCUAGAAAUAUCAAGGUGCUUGAUGCAGAGAACCCAAUGAUAAAGACAGUAAAUACGGACCUUCCAUUGACAAAAACCGGAAUGAAUGGUUUGUGCGACACUGUGCCGUCUUUGUUGCCUGAAUGGAAGAGAGGGGCAAUGGUAUUAGGCUCCAAAGCCGUUAAAACUGAGGAAGAAUUGCUACCUUCCUGGUCUGAAAAAAAUGCUUUCAGGAGAAGUUUGCCUUCAGUUCCCAUUCGUCAAAAAGACAGGGAGGAAAUUCAGAUAAAUAACCGUAAAGCCAAUAUUGACAGCAGUGAUACUUGUAGCAACAGCCUUUCCUCACACAGUCAGUACAGAGAGAGUGAAUUAGGAGACAGUAAAUCCAGUGAGCUGGAUACUGGCAACUUUGACUCCUCCUCUUUUGAUGACCUGUUCUCUUCCCCUGAAGUGGCUAGGUCUUUGUUGGCUCCCCUCAAAGACUCCACAGAUGGUGGCGGAGUCUUAGAAGAGCGACUGUCAUCAUCUUCCUUUCCAUUCUUGGCCAGCGGGACUAGUUUUGCUAACCUUUCUUCCUCAUCGGACUCUCUCGCUGACACAAGCCUCAGGAACCCGUCCUCCAAUUCUAGAAGCAGAGUCUUUACAACCAACCCAGCACGGGUAUUCAGCUGUCAACAGUGCGGGAGGCUCUUCUCCAACUCCAGAGACCUGGUGGUUCACCAGAGAUCACACGCUGGGGAAAGACUCUUUCACUGCCCUCUGUGUAAGAAGCCUUUUCUCCAUCUCCAUCAGCUUAAAACCCACCAGCGGGUCCACACUGGGGAGAAACCAUUCAGCUGCACACAGUGUGGCAAACGAUUCUCGCAGUCCAGCCACAUAAAGAGGCAUAUGAGUGUCCAUACGGGGGAAAAGAGGUACAGCUGUGGCCUGUGUGGGAAGCGGUUCUCCCAGUCAUGUAGUCUCAAAGUUCACCAGGCCGUACACACAGGAGAAAGACCCUACAGCUGCACCCAGUGUGGCAAGAGCUUUUCUGUGCUAGGAAACCUGGUCAGACACCAAAGUGUUCAUAUUAGUCUCGAGAUGUUGGCCAACUCGGCUGUGGUGGAGAUUUGCAAACUGGUGGAUGAUGGAUACGCGGCGCUGCGAUCCCAAAUGAACCAGGAGAGAGAGAGGAGCGAGAAGGAAAACGGUGCCCUGCGGCAGAAGCUACGAGAAAUGGAUGUAAAGAUGCGGAGCUAUGAACGAAAGAUGAGAAGACGCAGUCAGCGAGAUGAGAUGCACACGGUUCAAUUUAGGACGACCGAGGCAUCUGAAGAUCAUCAGCCUCGGGUGCCACAUCCCUCUGCUAUCCCUGAAGAUAAACCAGUUCUUCACAUGUCACAGGAGGACCCCAAGGUAUUAUCGAUGGUAAAGCAAGAAAAAGUAGAGAGAGAUGACUGCAACCUGGAUCUCAAAGUGGAAGUCAACAUAAGGGCAGAGUGUGGCCUUGCUUCGGAGGACCUGCUUGAACAUCUUGAUUCAACCAUUACUAUUGAGAAGAUAACUGACAUUAUCAAGCACCUACUCUCAAGUAAAGCACCAGGUUUAGAUGACUACAUGGCUGAUUUCUACAAGGCUUACACCGAGGAACUAGCACCAUUACUCCUAGACACCUAUAACGAAGCUCUAGAGAAGGGAAAACUUCUUCCCUCUCUAUCAGAGGCCAUUAAUACCCUUAUUCCGAAAGAAGGGAAGGACCCUUUAGAUUCUCUGGAGCCUAGUGAGGAAGCCAACACCACGGAUAAUUCUCUUGACACCAACGCCUCUACCAUCAUCUCCACCAUAGCCCCUUCCUCUUCUCCCCCCACUGAGGCCACAGUGGACCUUACCUGCCGACCCCGAACAAAACGCAAGGCCACCAAGCCCAUCAGUAGUUUAGCAGCCUCUGGUGGAGACAUCUCGAUUCGAGGAAGCUUAUCAGACCUUGCAAUGAAACCAGAGAUCCAGACAGAUGAUGCUUCUGAGCAGGAAAGUCCAUCUGCUCAGCUGUCUGCCACCACAAACUCAGACGAGCCGAGUCCUGAUAGACUUAACAGCCUGGGCCUCGACCUGGCCUGGAUGCAAGAGCGUGUCAGCCAUCUUGGGGCAGCCUUUGCAGUAGCGCAGUUAGGCCUGGGGAACACAGAGACCAACCACCCCUCGGCUUCCUUCCCAACAACGGGGGGAGGAGGAGCAGAUGGCUUGGAUGGCCCUCCCACAAUGCUCUUUCCGGGCGGUGCUCAUGAAAUGGCUAGCUUUGCAGCCUCCUUCGACAUGGCUGCCGCCGCUGCUGCAGCAGCAGCCGUUGUGGCUGCACCUCCACCUCCUUCUCCUCCUCCUCCUCCUCCGCCGCCGCCAGCUCCUCCAGCAGCUCCACUGUCCAGCAACAGACGUCCUUACAGGAGUGGCAGACCGGCAGCCAAAGAGCCAAUGGUGUGCACUGUCUGUGGGCGUGUGUUCCCCAGCGCAGCCACCUUGGAGCUUCACCAGCGGGUGCACACAGGCGAGAGGCCCUACAGCUGCCCCCAUUGUGGGAAAGGCUUUGCUCAGCCAAACAACCUACGAGUCCACCUCCUCAUCCACUCUGGAGAGAGGCGCUACCGAUGCUCCCUGUGUGGGAAAAGCUUCAUCUCAUCCAGCCACCUGAAGCGGCACCGCACAGUUCACACCCAAGAAAAGCCGUACAGCUGCUCUCGCUGUGGACAGUCCUUCAGCCAGAUGUGUAGCGUUCGCCGCCACCGACAGCAGUCACAGUGCGGCCUGUAGACUGAGAGACCAACAAUAGAGCAUUGUGGAAGAGAAAACAAGGUGGAAAUAGGUGAAUCGGCUCAAUGUGUAGGAUGGGCUAACUUGGCUAAA